Pyricularia oryzae 70-15 is the source of this 912-nucleotide messenger RNA. RefSeq lists its product as uncharacterized. The record is from RefSeq and is a predicted model, not a curated record. Gene Ontology annotation, molecular function: serine-type endopeptidase activity. The transcript is spliced from 3 exons. Gene Ontology annotation, biological process: proteolysis. Lineage: Eukaryota; Fungi; Ascomycota; Sordariomycetes; Magnaporthales; Pyriculariaceae. Bases 1 to 912 code for a protein of 303 amino acids.
AUGCACAUGCCCUGGCUCUCCUCCAUCCUCCUGGCGGCCUCGUGCUCCGCCGCCAUGGUGCCACGCGACGCGGCCCAAGCCGAGCAGUUCCGCACCUUGAUCGGCCACGACCUCCCCACGGUGGAAUCGUUUGCACGCAUCCCGCUCCCCGAGGUACGGGUCAUGACGGCCGAGGAGAUUGUCGACUGGGGCGGCGCCGCCACGGACGCUCCUCCGGGGAACCUGACCGUGGAGCGGCGCGACAUCCUCGGCGGGGUGGACGACCGCGUGAAAAAGCUCGACACUGGAUACCCGUGGAGCGCCAUGGGCCGCAUCACCAUCCUCGCCCCCGGCCGGACGACGUGGUGCUCCGGGUCGCUGGUGGGGCCGCGGCACCUGCUGACGGCGCGGCACUGCAUCCUCGACGGCGCGGCGUUCGUCUUCUCGCCGGCCUACGCCAGCGGCGACCGGCUGCGCACCACCUACGCCACGCACGUGCUGCACCUGCCCGGCAAGGAGAAGCAGCCGACGGGCUGGUGCGACUUUAGCGAGGACUGGGCCAUCCUGCGCCUCAACGACGACCUGGGCUACGGCUACCUGGGCUACAAGCUGGUCGAGGACGCCAUGUCGGGCGCCGACCUGGACUGGUGGACCUACGGCUACCCCCAGGACCGGGACGGCGGGCAGGUUCCGUAUGCGCAGAACCGCUUCAAGAUCAAAAAGGUGGGCACCUGCAACGGCGACCCCGCCACGCCCCUCGACUCCACCGCCGAUGCCUUUGGCGGCCAGUCCGGCAGCCCCGUCUGGAUCCCCGAGUCCGGCGGCCGCUACCAGUACGGCGUCUUGGUCGCCAUCACCGCCCAGUCGACUCUCAUCUCCAACGGCCCGGCUCUGCUCAACGGCAUCAUUGCCACCCGCCGCGACUGGCCUUGA